Messenger RNA from Tympanuchus pallidicinctus (lesser prairie-chicken), 1769 nucleotides. It is a transcript of the gene NGFR, whose product is annotated as nerve growth factor receptor. Gene Ontology annotation, molecular function: nerve growth factor binding; death receptor activity; coreceptor activity. Gene Ontology annotation, cellular component: plasma membrane; cell surface. The transcript is spliced from 6 exons. NCBI's taxonomy places the organism in Eukaryota, Metazoa, Chordata, Aves, Galliformes, Phasianidae. The coding region runs from base 77 to 1327 and encodes 416 amino acids. Gene Ontology annotation, biological process: Rho protein signal transduction. The record is from RefSeq and is a predicted model, not a curated record.
CCUUUUCUGGUGCUGCCGAGGCGGCGGGCGGCAGAGGGAGGGCAGCCCGGGGGAUGCGAGGCGGCCCCGGCGCACCAUGGCCGGGUUCGUACCGCUGCUGCUGCUCCUGCUGCAGGCGGGACCCACCUGGGGCUCCAAGGAAAAGUGCUUGACCGAGAUGUACACGACGAGUGGUGAGUGCUGCAAAGCCUGCAACCUGGGCGAGGGCGUUGUGCAGCCCUGUGGGGUCAACCAGACCGUCUGUGAGCCCUGCCUGGACAGUGUGACCUACUCGGACACAGUGAGUGCCACAGAACCGUGCAAGCCCUGCACGCAGUGCGUGGGGCUGCACAGCAUGUCUGCACCCUGCGUGGAGUCAGACGACGCCGUUUGCCGCUGCGCCUACGGCUACUUCCAGAAUGAGCUGAGCGGGAGCUGCAAGGAGUGCAGCAUCUGUGAGGUGGGCUUUGGCCUCAUGUUCCCCUGCCGGGACACACAGGACACUGUCUGUGAGGAAUGCCCUGAGGGCACCUUCUCUGAUGAGGCCAAUUUUGUGGAUCCCUGCCUGCCCUGCACCAUCUGUGAGGAGAACGAGGUGAUGGUGAAGGAGUGCACGGCCACCUCUGAUGCGGAGUGCAGAGACCUCCACCCGCGCUGGACAACGCACACCCCAUCCCUGGCAGGUUCUGACAGCCCCGAGCCAAUCACCAGGGACCCCUUCAACACCGAGGGGAUGGCCACCACCCUGGCAGACAUUGUCACCACCGUCAUGGGCAGCUCGCAGCCUGUCGUGAGCCGUGGCACUGCUGAUAACCUCAUCCCCGUGUACUGCUCCAUCCUGGCAGCCGUGGUGGUGGGGCUGGUGGCUUACAUUGCCUUCAAAAGGUGGAACAGCUGCAAGCAGAACAAGCAGGGAGCCAACAACCGCCCUGUGAACCAGACGCCUUCCCCGGAGGGGGAGAAGCUGCACAGCGACAGCGGCAUUUCAGUGGACAGCCAGAGCUUGCACGACCAGCAGCCGCCCAACCAGAGCACACAGGGACCAGCACCAAAGGGAGACGGGAACCUGUAUGCCAGCCUGCCGCCCAGCAAGCAGGAGGAAGUGGAGAAACUGCUGAGCAGCUCGGCGGAGGAGACGUGGCGGCAGCUGGCCGGGGAGCUGGGCUACAAGGAGGACCUCAUAGACUGCUUCACGCGGGAGGAAUCGCCCGCCCGAGCGCUGCUGGCCGACUGGUCAGCCAAGGAGACGGCCACUCUCGAUGCCCUCCUGGUGGCUCUCCGGAAGAUCCAACGUGGGGACAUCGCUGAGAGCUUGUACAGCGAGUCCACCGCCACCUCACCGGUGUGAAGGGCGGCCUGGGGGGGGGAGGUGCAGCCAGGGGUCCCCUGCCCUGCUGCCUCAUUGUCUCCCCCCUCCCUGGCACCGAGAGCCCUGGAGAGGAAGAUGGGGAGGAAGAGGGGGCCCCCCACCCCUCCUCGCUUUAUGGCCCUGUAUGCACUGAGCUCCUGUUUUCGGUAUCGCCCCCUCCCACCUCCGCCUCCCCCUGGCAGCCCAUAACCCGGGCUCAGGGUCCUGCUCUGUGCCUGCUCCCGAAGCAGUCUUGAGGGCAGGAGUGAGCACCACUCUCAGGUCUCUCCUCUCUCCAUUUCUAACGCCUUCUCCUGGUUCCAGGUCUCCAUCCUACCCUUUUUUCCAUUGUCUUUCUCACUGUUGUCUUCUGCUCCCAUCUGAUGCCCCCAAAUUCAGCUGCUUUCCCCAAGCUGCAAGCAAAGAGCAGAGCUGAGGUGGG